Messenger RNA from Suncus etruscus (white-toothed pygmy shrew), 1412 nucleotides. It is a transcript of the gene B3GAT2, whose product is annotated as beta-1,3-glucuronyltransferase 2. Gene Ontology annotation, molecular function: galactosylgalactosylxylosylprotein 3-beta-glucuronosyltransferase activity. The transcript has 4 exons. The record is from RefSeq and is a predicted model, not a curated record. Lineage: Eukaryota; Metazoa; Chordata; Mammalia; Eulipotyphla; Soricidae. The coding region runs from base 97 to 1062 and encodes 321 amino acids. Gene Ontology annotation, biological process: carbohydrate metabolic process; chondroitin sulfate proteoglycan biosynthetic process. Gene Ontology annotation, cellular component: Golgi membrane.
GCCGCCUCCGACGUCCCCAACUGCGCGCUGAGCUGAGCGCCUCCGCUUCUUCUUUCUCCCUGCUCGGGGCGGGCGAGAGGCUCGGGCGAGCGCACCAUGAAGUCCGUUCUGCUGAGCCGCUUUUUCAUCCUCCUGCCCUGGAUCCUAAUCGUCAUCCUCAUGCUCGACGUGGACACGCGCCGGCCCGCUCCCCCACUCACCCCGCCGCCCCACGCCGCCGGCCGCGCGGGGACCCGGAGCCCGCUGGGCCUGGGAGGUCCCGCGCGCGCUGGGGAGAAGCGCCACGAGUCGCGCCCCCGGGCGCCCCGGGAGCAGCUGCUACCCACGAUCUAUGCUAUCACGCCCACUUACAGCCGCCCGGUGCAGAAAGCCGAGCUGACGCGGCUGGCCAACACGUUCCGCCAGGUGGCGCGGCUGCACUGGAUCCUGGUGGAGGACGCGGCGGCGCGGAGCGAGCUGGUGAGCCGCUUCCUGGCGCGGGCCGGGCUGCCCUGCACGCACCUGCACGUGCCCACGCCGCGCCGCUACAAGAGGCCGGGGCUGCCGCGGGCCACCGAGCAGCGCAAUGCCGGCCUGGCCUGGCUGCGCCAGCGACACCAGCACCCACGCCAGCACGCGCAGCCCGGCGUGCUCUUCUUCGCCGACGACGACAACACCUACAGCCUGGAGCUCUUUCAGGAGAUGCGAACUACCCGCAAGGUGUCUGUCUGGCCAGUGGGCCUAGUUGGUGGACGCCGCUAUGAACGCCCAUUGGUGGAAAAUGGCAAAGUUGUUGGCUGGUACACAGGCUGGAGAGCAGACCGGCCUUUUGCCAUUGACAUGGCAGGAUUUGCUGUAAGUCUUCAAGUCAUCUUAUCCAAUCCAAAAGCUGUAUUUAAGCGCCGUGGAUCUCAGCCAGGAAUGCAAGAAUCUGACUUUCUAAAACAAAUAACAACAGUUGAAGAACUGGAACCGAAAGCAAGUAACUGCACCAAGGUUCUUGUGUGGCACACUCGGACAGAGAAGGUUAAUCUAGCCAAUGAGCCAAAGUAUCAUCUGGACACAGUGAAAAUUGAGGUAUAAACUGAAGCAGCAACUGGUGCUAUCUGCCUGGCCAAUAGACAAAUAAGAAGCUGUUUGGAAGUCAGGUUGCAGAGCAUUCAGGUACUAUUUGGUUUAGUUUUACGUUUACAACAGGCUUUAAUGCCAAUUGAUGGACAUCUGUUUAACAGAGCUUAUUAACAUAAACUGUUGUUUUUGUCUUCAGUUGUUCUGCAUGUUUUUCUGACAAAUAAAUCAGAAGAUCUUUGCACAGUAUACCUAAACAACAGUGUAGGUAUCAUACUGAAUAUCUUAAAUGCUCCCUCAUCAAAUCCCAUUUUGGUCUCAUAAUAACAGAUAGAAAUGAGUAGCCCUAUAAACAGAUAACAAGG